AUGUGUGACGAUGAUGUAGCAGCACUUGUUAUUGAUAAUGGUAGUGGUAUGUGUAAAGCUGGUUUUGCUGGUGAUGAUGCACCCCGUGCAGUAUUUCCAUCAAUUGUUGGUCGACCACGUCAUCAAGGUGUUAUGGUUGGUAUGGGACAAAAAGAUUCGUAUGUUGGUGAUGAAGCUCAAUCAAAACGUGGUAUAUUAACAUUAAAAUAUCCAAUUGAACAUGGUAUUGUUACAAAUUGGGAUGAUAUGGAAAAAAUUUGGCAUCAUACUUUUUAUAAUGAACUUCGUGUUGCACCUGAAGAACAUCCUGUUCUUCUUACUGAAGCACCAUUAAAUCCAAAAGCAAAUCGUGAAAAAAUGACCCAAAUUAUGUUUGAAACAUUUAAUACACCAGCAAUGUAUGUUGCAAUUCAAGCUGUACUUUCACUUUAUGCAAGUGGUCGUACAACUGGUAUUGUACUUGAUUCAGGUGAUGGUGUAACACAUACAGUACCAAUAUAUGAAGGUUAUGCAUUACCACAUGCUAUACUUCGUCUUGAUUUAGCUGGAAGAGAUUUAACAGAUUAUUUAAUGAAAAUUUUAACUGAACGUGGUUAUUCAUUUGUAACAACAGCUGAACGUGAAAUUGUACGUGAUAUAAAAGAAAAAUUAUGUUAUGUUGCAUUAGAUUUUGAACAAGAAAUGGCUACAGCUGCAUCAUCAUCAUCAUUAGAAAAAAGUUAUGAAUUACCUGAUGGACAAGUUAUUACUAUUGGUAAUGAACGAUUUCGUUGUCCUGAAGCUUUAUUUCAACCAAGUUUUCUUGGAAUGGAAACAGCUGGUAUUCAUGAAACAACAUAUAAUUCAAUAAUGAAAUGCGAUAUUGAUAUACGUAAAGAUUUAUAUGCAAAUACAGUUCUUUCUGGUGGUUCAACAAUGUAUCCAGGUAUUGCUGAUCGUAUGCAAAAAGAAAUAACAUCAUUAGCACCAUCAACAAUGAAAAUCAAAAUAAUAGCACCACCUGAAAGAAAAUAUUCCGUAUGGAUUGGUGGUUCAAUUUUAGCAUCAUUAUCAACAUUUCAACAAAUGUGGAUUUCAAAACAAGAAUAUGAUGAAUCAGGUCCAUCAAUUGUUCAUCGUAAAUGCUUUUAA
Molecule: messenger RNA, 1131 nt
Organism: Rotaria sp. Silwood2
Lineage: Eukaryota; Metazoa; Rotifera; Eurotatoria; Philodinida; Philodinidae
Source: the annotation of a GenBank genome assembly